AUGCCUGUCACACGUUUAAGGAUGAGACCCUGGCUUGAGAAACAGAUUGCAUCCAAUACAAUUCCUGGUCUUUCAUGGCUAAACAAGGAAGAGAUGAUAUUUCAGAUCCCGUGGAAGCAUGCCGCCCGGCACGGCUGGAAUAUUGACAAAGAUGCUUGUCUUUUCCGCAGUUGGGCUAUUCACACAGGAAAGUUUAAACUUGGUGAGAAGGAGCCCGACCCUAAGACUUGGAAAGCUAAUUUCCGCUGUGCCAUGAAUUCUCUACCUGAUAUUAAAGAAGUGAAAAAUAAAAGCAUUUACAAAGGCUCCAGUGCAGUACGGGUGUACCAAAUGCUACCAGCUCAAGUAAAAUUGGAGAAAAAAGAACGCAAGUCAAAGUCCUCAAAAAUUUCCAAGGACAGAACAAAGAGUAAGGCUGAUGGUUCAUUUACAGAAGAGGUGGAGGAAGCUGUGAAACACUGUCAGCAACCAGAUGACCACAGCGACUACACAACAAGGCUGUUCUCAGCACAGGAAAUUGACAUUGCAAGCACAGACAUCAUAGCAGCCAUGAGUGAGUGUGAAGUUAGCAGCAGUAUAUCAGAUUGGAAGGAUACAAUGGACAUGCCCAUGCCUGACAGCACAAGCGAUAUGUACCCUUUCCAGGUGUCACCUAUGACCUCGGGCUCUGAAGAGGAUGAGGACAUGUUAACCAUAAAUGAGGAGCUUUUAAAUAUCUUGGCACCAGUUACAAUUACAGAAUGGCAACAGAUAAAUGUAGAUGGCAAGGGGUAUUACACCAAUGACUCUGCAGCACCAAGCACUUUGCUGCAGGACCUCAGCUCCAUGCUAGACGACAUGAGCAGUGUGUCAGGUGACAUUGAAGUCCGAGUCACUACAGACAUGAGACCUGCGAUUGAGUCCAGUUGGCACGAGAUGCAUUCUAUAACCUGCACAUUAUGAGCAUUACCUAGUGUCAUCAAAGACUGUUGAUUGUAUGAGAUGCACGUCCUAUGAAGAUGUUUUGUGCCUUCACCUUAAAUGUAUCAUGUGUCAAAAUUGGGCAGGGCCUGUUUCUUUAGUGUAAAUGGAGAUAUUGAGAGGUGAGGAACAGAUGCCCUUCCUGUGCAAAAACACACGUACAGCAGGGACUGGUUAUAUGCAAACCUGCAUUUGAAGGUGAGGCUGGAUGUGCCCAAAUCUGUGUUUGAUAGGAAGCACUUGACAGAAAAGAAUGAAGAGAGUUUAGUCUGGACAUAUGCAGUGGAAAUAUGCAAUUCAAUAACAUUUCACCACAUUAUUCCUGAAUGUCAAGAACUACUAGUACUGGGAUUUUAUUUCAGCUGUGGACUAAAGUGGACACGUGUCACCUAAUCGAAGUCUCAGCGUUCAUCCAUUACUGCAGUGUUUACACACUGAACUUUGUGAUCACUAUACACAUUCUCAUCCCAUGUUUUGUGCUUGUUCUACCAUCUAUAGUAAAACCAUUCAAAGCGAUGCAGUUUUAUUCAGUUGGCAAUUAGUCACAACAGCCACAGUCAUACAGACUUACAAGUAUGCGGAAGAAUAUGAUCAAUAUACAUCAUAAUCUAGAAGUGUAAACAAUCACAAAUACUUCUGAAGUAUCCUCAUAAGGAAGUACAGUUUGUUUAACGUAAUCAGUUCUCAAGAUUCCUUCUAAGUGAAAGUUAUUAUGUACGAUAUGGAACAGUCAUUAGCUGCCAUUGUUUUUAUAGAAAAGGACAUUGCUCUUUCAUGUUUGUACUGUUUAACCUAAGCUGAACACUGUAAAGAAUAUUCCCUUUGGUUUGCACAAUUUAAAAAAAGUUAUGUAUAAAGACAGUUCACCUUUUCAAAGGCGUUCCUUUAGGUCUAGACUUUUGAUAUCAUAUAACAUUUCACAUUGUUUCUAAGUGGGGCUAAAAAUCUAUAGGAAUGGCUGAGCUCAAUUGAGAAGAUCCAUAUAGCCUGCCGUGUUAGUAGGUAGAUAUACAGUUGGUAUUUGAGAAACGGGUAUGCCACAGGGUUUGUACUAUUACAAAAUGUAGAGUAAGGGGUACAUUAACUAAUAGGCCCUACACACUGGGCGAUAGUAGUGAAAGAUAUGUACGAUCUUGUUCAUUAAUAAAUGAGAUACUGUUCAUAUCUUUCAGUGUGGAGGCACCAACGAUGUACGAUGCGCGGCCCCGCAUGUGCAUGCAGGUCGCUUGUGCAUGCAGGUCAAUAUGGACGAUCUCGUCCAUAUUUGUCUGCACUGCUAUGGAGCCGGGUGACUGGGGGAGUGAAGAAACUUCACUCCCUCCUGUCACUGCCCCCCCCCCCCCCACCUUCCACCGCCGGGUUGCCCGUCGGCUGUAUCCGCCGUCGGGCAGCUCGGUGGCAGAUUGCGCAGUGUGUAGGGCCCUUAAAGCUUCUAAAACGGAGAUUGUUGCUGUUACCCAUAGCAACCAAUCAAAUGCUGUCUAUCAUUUCUCUGUUGCCUUUUAGAAAAUUAUAGACAGCAUCUGAUUGGUUGCUACAGGCAACAUCACCAAUUCUGCUUUAGAAGCUUUAGUCAAUUUACCCCAAUGAAUCCUCUAUAAAGGGCAGAAUUCUCAAACAGAAACUUGAUAAGAUUAUUCACAAGUUAAAAUAUAUGUUUAAUAAAUCUAAUUAUUAAUUGCAGUUAUUAAGCCUAAUUGUAGUUUUUGUGACCGGAAAACAAUAGAUAUUCAUUAAAUCUAUUAUGUUCCAAAUUGCUUUUUAAAAUCUAUAAUUGCUGAAAAUAUUUGUUGUCUAGAGAGUUCUGCCCACUCCAUUUAGAUUUUAUACUAAGAAUUCUAUUCAGACCUGGACGCAGCUGCAUGUUCGCACACAGUGGUCGCAUCCAGGGGGUCUGCACACGCGCACUGGUCAUAGUGCGUGUGUGCGACCCUUCACCAAGGCGAUUGACAGCGACGGCUGCCCAGGGGGGGCUUUACUGCGGUGCUUUGUGGGCGCGGUCUGGACCGUUUUCGGGGUGGCUGCAAAAAUGGUGCUGACCCACCUGCCAGCGCAGCCGAGCUGCGCAGGCAGGGGUCAACCUUAAAUCGAUGCUUCCACAAUUAAAAAGCGGGGUGGCACCACACACAUGCUUGGCGACCUUGCCCUGUGAUAGGCGGCCCCUAGCAUGCGAGCAGAUGGACGCAGAUCUUGCUGCGGUAAGUAAGAUCUGCGUCCAUCUCUGAGUAAACCCCUAAUUCCAACAGAGUUAAGACCCCUAACUUGGUACAAUAUUUGUGCCUAUAUAAUAUCUAUUUUCAUUGAAAGGAAAUGUAGUAUUGUAUUAUAAAUAAUUUUUUUAAAUAAAUUAAAAUGUUAAAAGGGAAGGUGCUGAAUGCAGAUGUUUAUUGUCACAAAACAGGAGAGUUCCACUAGUAAAAUAACAAUGGUUUUCAGCUGUGUUUUUAUGAUGGCACAUGUACGAGAACUUGUCCGUAAGGUUAUCUAGAGCAAAUUUGCACAUCCUGUAGAUCUGAUCCCCAAGUUGAGCCACAGAUCUACGUUUUGAGUCCCCUGAUCGGUAUGUAAUACAUACUAUUUGGAACUUGACACACUAGAACUUAGGGAUUCCAGCUAAAUGAAAAUUGAACACCACCACUGAGCUGAACAAGAAAAUGAUGUUCAUAUGUACAUAUGUGAAUAUAUCUUGCAGCAUAUAAACUGCACUUUUGUUUAUGUUUGUAAAUAAUAUUUUUUUAUGAAAACUUGUGUUGAAAUAAAAUGUUUACACACAUAUAUAAAUAUAA
Messenger RNA from Pseudophryne corroboree (corroboree frog), 3746 nucleotides. It is a transcript of the gene IRF1, whose product is annotated as interferon regulatory factor 1. Gene Ontology annotation, cellular component: nucleus. The transcript has 9 exons. Gene Ontology annotation, biological process: immune system process; regulation of transcription by RNA polymerase II. The record is from RefSeq and is a predicted model, not a curated record. Gene Ontology annotation, molecular function: DNA-binding transcription factor activity, RNA polymerase II-specific; RNA polymerase II cis-regulatory region sequence-specific DNA binding. The coding region runs from base 1 to 942 and encodes 313 amino acids. Lineage: Eukaryota; Metazoa; Chordata; Amphibia; Anura; Myobatrachidae.